This is a messenger RNA of Petromyzon marinus (sea lamprey), 1948 nucleotides long. RefSeq names its product excitatory amino acid transporter 2-like. Gene Ontology annotation, cellular component: plasma membrane. Gene Ontology annotation, biological process: L-glutamate import across plasma membrane; L-aspartate transmembrane transport. Gene Ontology annotation, molecular function: glutamate:sodium symporter activity; L-glutamate transmembrane transporter activity; neutral L-amino acid transmembrane transporter activity. Lineage: Eukaryota; Metazoa; Chordata; Hyperoartia; Petromyzontiformes; Petromyzontidae. The record is from RefSeq and is a predicted model, not a curated record.
GGUGGGGGGGUCCCUCAAGAAGCCCAGCCCGGGGAGUCCGAGGGAGACACGGCGGGCGGCAGGGCGAGAGAUCGCAGUCCCUUCACGCGGCACCCGGGAGUCUGGACUCUUCUUCGAGCGGCGCGACGUCUUCUCGCAGCAAGUGACACAGGGCUUUCUCCACCAUGACUCUGCCGAAGCACGCCGAGGUGAACGCGUGCGAGCAGGACCGCCACCCCAAGCAGCCAGAGCGCAUCCUGGGGUCCUGGCGUCAUCGCAGGAGAGGGAUUUGCUACUGCAAAAACUCCUUGCUCACGUUCACCAUCGCUGGAGUGAUCAUGGGGGUGCUGCUUGGAGUUGUGUUCCGUCGAGCCGGCCAGCUGCAGCCGAACACCAUCCUCAUCAUCUCCUUCCCCGGGGAAAUUCUCAUGCGAAUGCUCAAGAUGCUCAUCCUGCCGCUCAUCAUCUCCAGCCUCAUCACAGGCUUGUCCGGCCUGGACGCGCAGUCGAGCGGCCGUAUGGGCUGCCGGGCCCUAGUCUACUACAUGGCCACGUCCGUGACGGCCGCCAUCCUGGGCAUCGUCCUGGUGCUCGCCAUCCACCCGGGAGACCCCAGCUUGAAACCGGACAAAGGGCCCGAGGAGGAACUCCAAGCGGUGUCGAGUCUCGACGCGAUCUUAGACCUCAUUCGAAACGUAUUCCCGGAAAACCUCGUGCAGGCGUGCAUGCAACAGAUCCACACGGUGACCACGACGGUGGUGGUGCGCCCUACGCUGGCCGGAGACGUUGCCAACCUGAGUUCAAGCCAAGCUCUCGCCAUGGACCUCCCUGACUCCACGCCGGCUCCCGCGUACAACUCAAGCAACUCCAGCGAGGCGGACGGCCUCCAGCUCCUCACCACCAAGACUUUGGUCUACAUGGACGGCAUGAACGUUCAGGGCUUGGUCUGCUUUGUCAUCGCCUUCGGAGUGGUGUUGGGCAAGAUGGGAGACGAGGCCACGCCGAUGCUCAAGUUCUUCAGCAUCCUCAACGAGAUUGUCAUGCGGCUCAUCAUCAUCGUCAUCUGGUACUCUCCCAUCGGCAUCGCCUCGCUCAUCUGCGGGAAGAUCGCCGAGCUCAGCGACCUGCACGUGGUGAUGCGCCAGCUGGGCAUGUACAUGCUCACGGUCAUCGUGGGGCUCCUCAUCCACGGCGCCGUCAUCCUGCCGCUCGUCUACUUCGUCAUCACGCGCAAGAACCCCCUCAAGUUCUUCGUGGGGAUCUUCCAGGCGUGGCUCAUGGCCCUGGGCACCGCCUCCUGCGCGGGAACCCUUCCCGUCACGUUCCGCUGCCUGGAGGAGAACUUGAAGAUCGACAAGCGGGUGACCCGCUUCGUGCUGCCCGUGGGUGCCACCAUCAACAUGGACGGCACGGCACUCUACGAGGCCGUGGCCGCGAUCUUCAUCGCGCAGAUGAACGGCGUGGUGCUCGACGGGGGACAGAUCGUGGUCGUCAGCAUGACGGCCACACUGGCGAGCGUGGGUGCCGCUAGCAUCCCGAGUUCCGGCCUGGUCACCAUGCUCAUCAUCCUUACGGCCGUGGGACUCCCAACGUCUGACAUCAGUCUGCUGGUGGCCGUCGACUGGUUCCUGGACCGACUGCGCACGUCCGUGAACCUGCUGGGAGACGCGUUCGGAGCCGGCAUCGUGCACCACCUCUCGCUCGCCGAGCUGCAGGCGAUGGACGCGGGGCGCGGGGAGGAAGGGCGCGGCAGGCUGCACCAGGAGGCCGGGGAAGAGGAGGGGGAGGAGGGGGCCGAGCUCGUGCCGCUCAAGGGCGGCGGCUCGAGGAGUGGAGGCGAAGUCGGUGGCGAGAGUGGCCUGGGGAGGAACGGCAGCGGCGCGGCGGAGUUCGCGAUCGGUGCGGAGGAGCCGUGGCGAGUCGAGAGCUGAGGGUCGCGUGCGGGAGAGAGUGCGGGAGAGAGUGGGGG